AUGGAACGCUACCUGGAAAUGAUGAACGCCCCCUCAAAACCUGAACGGGACGAGCUUAGCGAAUCGCUUCUCGCGUUAGCUAAAACGUUCAAUAUAGAUCCAGAAGGAUGGAAAGAUGAAGAAACUCCUGAAGAAAGAGAAGAGCGCGAAAAAGAAGCCAGAGAAGCACCAAUCAAAGAUGCAGAGGAAAGAAAAAGAGUAGAGGAAAGUGUACAAUGGGAACGGAAAUAUGAAUGGAUGAGGAGGAAGGUAAAAGCGGUACAAGAAAAGGAAAAAAAGAGAAAGGAAGAGGAAAAAUUUAGCCCACAAGGAAUCGCAAAACAAAAUUUCUUGGACAUGAAAAUCCACGUAUUCAGAGCUGAUUUUGAGAUGAAGGAUAAGUCUGACCCGCCGCCGUUGCUCAUUACUUGCCAAGUAUUCCAAAGGUGUUUGGAAGUCAUGGCGAACAUGAUUGCCGACCAAGAAGAGGUUGGAAACGACCAUGCGGCAAAUAUUGGAGCACUGGAGUCAUCAGAACUGGAAAGAAAAAUUGAUGCAGAGGGAAUCAGGAUGAGGUUUGAUAUGAAGGGUCUCAGCGCCGCCGAAUAUCUCAAGAAAAAAGUUCUAGAGAUUUUGAAUAAUCGAAAAAUCCAAGACGUUUUCGAGGGAGACAAAGUCGGCUUUCAUCUUUCCACCCAAGACUGUUUGCUCGCACUCCAACAAUACUAUAGGUGCGAGGCUCUAAACGGUGACAAUGGCAAAUGCCCACUGAAGCUUUCUAUCCACAUUGAGAAGCUCAUCUGCGCGACAUUUGCUGUAAUGAGAUCAAAUAACCGUGAGUAUCAAAUGACAGCUUAUACAAAUGCAGUUAUCAUAAAUAACGCAAAAUAG
Caenorhabditis remanei is the source of this 870-nucleotide messenger RNA. RefSeq lists its product as uncharacterized. The transcript has 6 exons. The record is from RefSeq and is a predicted model, not a curated record. The coding region runs from base 1 to 870 and encodes 289 amino acids. Lineage: Eukaryota; Metazoa; Nematoda; Chromadorea; Rhabditida; Rhabditidae.